Messenger RNA from Belonocnema kinseyi, 1314 nucleotides. Its product is annotated as zwei Ig domain protein zig-8-like. Gene Ontology annotation, cellular component: neuron projection membrane. Gene Ontology annotation, biological process: synapse organization. The record is from RefSeq and is a predicted model, not a curated record. Bases 133 to 1017 code for a protein of 294 amino acids. Lineage: Eukaryota; Metazoa; Arthropoda; Insecta; Hymenoptera; Cynipidae. The transcript is spliced from 6 exons.
ACUGUUGUUAAAGUCAUUUGUGAGACGCCUUUGUGGCGGAAAAAUACGAAAAAAGGAGUGUGCGGAAUUCUGUCUCUCCCUUUUCUAUGGUGUAAAGUCAGUAGAUUAAGAUGAAUUACAUUCAUUUGUAAAAUGGCAUCUCUCCCCGGUAUGGCUCUCGUGUUGCUGGCAAUUGCUUACCUGUUACGCGCAGAUUCAUCCUUCGACAAUGACAUUAUAGCUGGUAUAAGUCUGCCUGAUGACUUUCACGAAACUAAGGAUGAAAAUGCGGAAGGAGAUGAAGAAAAAAAUACAAGAGAGUCAAAGGAUCUUAUCAAAGAGAUGACAGCAAUUGUGGGUCAAAUCAGCACUCUAUUAUGCAAUUUUGAAGAUCCAGGAAACAGAACUGUAUCUUGGAUUAGAAAAAAAGAUCUACAAAUCUUAACUUCGAUGUACAUUACAUACACUAGCGAUGUAAGAUUCAAAAUAAUUACCAAUGUGAGUUACUCACCAUCACAGGAAAAUUCCAGUAUUUGGAAUCUUCAGAUAGAUAAUGUACAGCCAAGGGACGAGGGCAUUUAUGAAUGCCAACUUAGUACAGAACCCAAAAUACAUAAAGCUAUUUAUCUAAAAGUAUUAGACGUUCAAGCCAAAAUUUUGGGCCCUGAAGAGGUUCACGUGAAAAAAGGCAGUACCAUUAGUUUAACGUGCGUUGUAAACACACAAUUCGUUUCUCCAAGUAACGUAACUUGGUACCACGCCGGAUCAAUUAUAGACUUUGAUAGUCCCAGAGGUGGAGUUUCGUUAGAAACCGAAAAGGCCAAAGGCGGAACAACGAGUAAGUUGCUGAUAACGCGUGCUUCUCUAAACGACAGCGGUAAUUACACUUGCGUCUCCAGCAAAGCUGCACCUGCAAGUGUCAUUGUACACGUAUUAAACGGUGAGCACCCUGCAGCGAUGCAGCACGGGGGAGGACAUAAGCUCAUCUUCAGAGCGCUUUCGAUCAGCCUGGCUCUCGUUUUGAUUCUAGUAAGAUAAACGAUGACUUAAAUCCGUCACAAAUUGCAGGUUAUAAACUCUGCAAACGAUCAACCUCAAAACCCAUCUGAGUGUAAACUUGUAUAGUGUAUAAUAUAAUAUAUUAUGAUAUAGUAUAACACAAUAUAAAAAAUAUAUAAAAUAUCAAAGAUUUUUAACGUGUUAAACUAAGAUUGAGAGACUGAUAAAAUGAAGCGAAAAAGGCCGAAAAAUCUUGUGAGGCGUUAGAACAACUACGCAUCAAGAUCUAAAUAAAUAUUUGACUCUUUCAAAGCAAAGUAAGACUUAUAUCCAAAU